This is a messenger RNA of Verruconis gallopava, 3250 nucleotides long. RefSeq lists its product as uncharacterized. The record is from RefSeq and is a predicted model, not a curated record. NCBI's taxonomy places the organism in Eukaryota, Fungi, Ascomycota, Dothideomycetes, Venturiales, Sympoventuriaceae. The transcript has a single exon. Bases 294 to 2981 code for a protein of 895 amino acids. Gene Ontology annotation, molecular function: DNA binding; ATP binding; ATP-dependent chromatin remodeler activity. Gene Ontology annotation, cellular component: nucleus.
CGUCACCUCCCGUGACUUCGCGUUAGCGCGAUGCGGAACCGCGUAACGUCACGACUCUGUUCGGACAGCGACCGACCAGCUUUUCUCCAGUGAGAGACACGUCUUGCCUGCACCGCUUCACCAUUCGCGUGUGCCAAAACGUGCUGACACGCUUAAGAAAACCCUGGCGGCGAUUUGGGCCCGUUGCACAGGAGAGACGGGUGCGGCAAUUGCACGACAUCGGUGCCGACAGUCAUCCAUUUUUCACGCGUCCUGCAUUCCAACUCAGCUCUGGGUAGAUCCAUCGACUAGCCAUGCCGGCAUCUUCUUCUUGCAGCAUGAGUGCCGGUAGAUCCCCUCGCAGCACGCCGGCUUCGUCACCUCCUCCCGACAUGAACAACUCAGAAGACCGCGCUCAGUCCGACGAAAUGCGCCACGAGAUCGAAGAGAUGGCAAGGAGGCGGCGAGAGGAACAAGCGGCACGCGACGCCGAGAUGGAGAAAAAGCGAAACGAGGAUCUCAAAGGAGGCCAGAAGCAUAUGGACGACAAGUUCAAGGCGCUGAAUUACUUGCUCAAUCAGAGUAAAUUGUGGUCGGCCGUGAUGCUGUCGCAGAUGCAGCAAGAAGAUGAGGGCCAGGAGGAGAAUGACGUCGUCGCUCGGGAUCGGGCAGCAGAACGCGAAGAGAAGGCAGAGCAAAUUGCGGAAGAGUCGCAGAGGCGAGCAACGCGGGCCGCAACGAGCGGCGGCUCUGGCGAAUCUCCUCGCAAGCGAGGACGGCCGCCCAAGAAGGCAAAGAAAGACGGCAAAAUCUCCAGUUACUUUAAAAAAGAUGACCUCGAAGCGAAGUCAAACAAGCUCACCGUCGCCGAGGCUGCCCGAGAAGAUGCUGAUAAUGAGGUGAAGUCCAGCGAUGUGGGGAUUCAAAACCUCAAGUCUGCAAAGCAACCUAAGCUUGUGACUGGAGGUACCAUGCGCAAGUACCAACUCGAAGGCCUUGAGUGGCUGACUUCGAUCCAUCGAAACGGCCUCAAUGGCAUUCUUGCCGACGAAAUGGGCUUGGGCAAGACCAUUCAGACCAUCGCCUUUCUCGCCUAUCUCCGCGAGGUUCAGAGCUACGGCCCAUUUCUGAUUGCUGCGCCUCUCAGCACGACGAGCAACUGGCUGGAGGAGUUCAAGAAGUGGACUCCUUCCGUGCCCGUCGUCCUCUACCACGGAACGAAACAAGAACGUGCCGUCAUUAGGAAAAAGCACUUUAGGAAUCCGGGCACGGCCGACUUUCCAGUCGUCAUCACCAGCUACGAGAUGUGCAUGAACGACCGCAACUUUCUUAACAAGUACCAGUGGGGCUUUUUGGUCAUUGACGAAGGUCAUCGGUUGAAAAACCUGGACUGUCGCCUCAUCCGCGAGUUGCAAACCUAUCCUUCUGCCAAUCGCCUUCUCAUCACAGGCACACCACUUCAGAACAACCUGUCUGAGCUUUGGUCGCUGCUCCAUUUUCUCAUGCCUCAAAUCUUUGCCAACUUUGACCAGUUCGAGUCAUGGUUCGAUUUCUCCGAGCUCAAGCAGAAGCAAGGGUACGAGACAAUUCUGUCUGAGGACCGUCAAAAACAGCUCGUCACAAGUCUUCACGCCAUUCUCAAGCCAUUCUUGCUUCGACGCGUCAAGGCCGACGUGGAGAAGUUGUUGCCAAAGAAGCGAGAAUACAUAUUGUAUGCGCCACUGACGACCAUGCAGCGAGAGCUCUACCAGGCAAUCCUUGAAGGAUCCAGCAGAAAGUAUCUCGAAUCCAAAGCUGCCGAGCGCUUGAGCAUGAGCCGCUCAGUCACGCCGAUGAGCGUCAGCGGCCGAAGCAGUCUCGGCAAACGCAAGGCCAGCGGCCAUGACAGUGAUUGUAGCACCCCAGCUAAGAGCACAAAGACAAGUCGAGAGUCAACACCUAGUAGGAGCGUACGGAUUCGAAAAAGCAAGGUGCAGAGUUACGAGGAGCUCAGCGAUCGCAAGUAUUUUGCCCAGCUUGAGGCUGAACAGUCACACCACGAGCCGGAGGAGCUCUCGUCAGGCGCAGAGGAAGAGCACAUCUUCGCAGAAACGCUUGCACUUGCUAAGAAGCAGAUUGGUCAGAAGAAGCUUCAAAAUCCAAUUAUGCAGCUGCGUUUGUGCUGCGAUUCGCCGUACAACUUCUUCAAUCCCUUCCUUCUUGAAGGUCAGAAUGGCGAAGCCGGUGAACCGGACGAGACACUGAUCACAACGUCCGGGAAGAUGAUGUUGCUCGACUCCCUGCUGCCCGCUCUGUUUAAAGAUGGACACAAAGUGCUCAUAUUUUCUCAAUUCAAAACACAACUCGAUCUCCUCGAACAGUAUGCAUGGUUCCGAGGCUGGAAAGUUUGCAGAAUUGACGGCUCAAUCCCGCAAGCCGAGCGUCAGGCACAGAUCACAGCCUUCAAUGCGCCUGCCACAGGCAAGAACAAGAAAGAUGCUGUCAAUCUCUUCCUGCUCAGCACCCGCGCCGGUGGCCAGGGCAUCAACCUAGCUGCGGCGGAUACUGUGAUUCUAUACGACUCGGAUUGGAAUCCCCAGCAAGACCUGCAAGCCCAAGACCGCGCACAUCGCAUCGGACAAGUCAACAACGUCAUUGUAUAUCGUCUUGCCACCCGCGGCACCGUCGAACAGUCUCUUCUCGAGACCGCAGAGGGCAAACGACGCCUAGAAAAACUUGUCAUCCGCAAGCAACGCUUCAGGGAAGAUAACAGCAAGUCGAGACAGGAGAAGGACGAGCUAGAAGAGUUGCAGAGACUUCUGCGGCAGAGCGAUGGAGAGAGGAUCGAUCUAGACGCUGAGAGAGCGGGCGCGUUGCUCACCGAAGAUGAGUUGAAAGUCUUGACAGACAGGAGUGAUGAGGCCUAUGCGAAGGCUGAGGAGGGCAUCGCGUUACAAAGUAAAAUGUUCAAGUCGGUGGAGAGAGUGGCAGAAAACAGCCUGCUAGAUGGUUUUAAGGCAUGAUAUUUCUGGGUCGUCAUGUUGAAGCUUUAAGAGGUUCUGCAGCCAUAUUUUCAGCGCUGGAGUAACGUGGCAUGCCAUCAACGUUAAAUCAUAUCGAUAGACGCGCUCCUCUUGGUUUUUGGUGAAAGCUCACACUUCACAAGUCCUGAAAAGUUGAAAGCAUGCGUGUAUCACUAGUAGCACCAAACGAAGUCUCGUGGUGCUGGUAUCUAUUCUCAAUCUGACAAAACAGCAGGGCUUAAAAAUGCCUUUAACGACGAUGUUACAUG